Molecule: messenger RNA, 1692 nt
Organism: Penicillium griseofulvum
Lineage: Eukaryota; Fungi; Ascomycota; Eurotiomycetes; Eurotiales; Aspergillaceae
Product: Aminoglycoside phosphotransferase
Exons: 3
Coding region: 1-1692 (563 amino acids)
Cellular component (GO): mitochondrion
Source: RefSeq, a predicted model, not a curated record
AUGGUGGACCUCCCUCCAGACCCACACGUUUUCGACCUCUGUUCCCCGAUCGCAUACAACUACCACACAAGGAAUCUCCUCUCCACAACAGACUGUGAUGAAGAUAGCUUUUAUCGCUACACAUCAGGACGCUGGCUUUGGAAUGAGAAGGAACAGCUUUCUCGCCGCUAUGUCGAGUUCAAUCUUUCAAAACUCGUCAAGAUCGCGACCCAGGCGACAGGGUCUAUGUCCUGCGUCGAAGUGAAGAAGCUUUCAGAGGGGAACUUUAACAAGGUCUUUUUUCUUACCAUGAACGAUGGGAAGGAAUUCAUUGCAAAGCUCCCAAAUCCUAAUGCUGGACCUCAAUACUUUACCACGGCUAGUGAGGUCGCGACCAUGGACUAUGUUCGAAAUGUACUCAAUAUUCCAGCCCCCGUGGUGUACGCUUGGAGCCCCUCUGCUGAAGAGAUUGGAGCCGAGUAUAUUAUAAUGGAGAAGAGCCCGGGAGUGGAACUUGGCAAGCUGUGGGAUGAUAUACCGGGUCCUGACAAAUUCGAAAUCGUUCAACAACUCAUUGGAUUUGAGAAAGCACUUGUAUCCACUCGGUUUCCUAUGUACGGAAGCCUAUAUUAUGCAAAGGACCUUUCCGAAGUUCAAUCAGAUCAGAUGAUUGACCUUGGAGCUAAAAAGAGCAAUAUGGGCUUGGAUUUUGCGGUUGGUCCGACCACAAAUCGAAUGUUUUUCGACGAUGGGAGAAAUGCUGUUGAUGCAAGCGUACACCAAGGGCCCUGGGCAUCCGUUGAGGAUUACGUGUGUGAUCGUGUUCGCCGUGAACUUGCCUGUCUACAGACCUUUACACAUUUCCCACGUCAGCAAGGCCUUUUUUCUGGGCCUGGUCAAUACCAGCCCACCGCUCAACGCAAGCAAGACACGCUGCGGAAUUAUCUCAAAGUGGCUAGACUUUUAUUACCAGAAGACAAAGAAGUAUCCAAACCUGCUUUAUGGCACCCCGACUUGCACGGGGAUAACAUCUUCGUGAAUCCGGAUCAACCAACGCAGAUUCUUUCUAUUAUUGAUUGGCAGGCUGUGAACCUGUCACCUCUAUUUCUUCAAGUCCGUCAUCCAGGCCUGAUUGAAUUCGAUGGGCCCAUCCCCGAGGGACUACAAUCUAUCAGUCUACCCGAGAAUUUCGAUGAGCUCAGCGUGGAAGAGCAGCUCGAGGCGAAGAAGCUUCGUGCUGCUCAGUCUCUCUAUAAACUUUAUGAUAUCCAGAUGAUGCAGGACUGCCCCGAGGUUGCAGCCGCAUUGCGGUUCAAAGAUUCACUUGCUGGCCAAAUCACCGGCCUUUCCGGCUCUCUCUUCAGUGACGGUGAACCAAUUGUUCAAGGCAUGCUCAUAAAACUACAGGAAGAAUGGGCAACUCGUGUAGGGUCGACCGUCCCAUGUCCACUUUCUUUUACCGAGAAGGACAAACAAAAGCAACAGGAGGACGAGGAAAAGUGGGCGAGUGGGGUUGUACUAAUGGAGGAUUUCAUUGAUCAAGUCGGCGUAUACCGGGGAUGGGAUGGCUGGGUGAACCACGACAAUUAUGAGCACUACAAAGUGCGGCUGGAACAGUGUCGGCAUGAACUUUUGAAUUCUCAAUGCACUACAAGUGAAGAGAGAAGGCAGUGGGAAGCAGUAUGGCCAUUUGCAGACAACCGCCAACCAUGA